AUGAACAGCGCCACCGCCUAUCGCCGGUCGACCAUCGCGCCCCCCGUCUUCCGCCGCCCGGACCUCGAGGACGGCACCGGCGCCCGGCGUCGGACCUUCAACCCGGUCGACUGGCCGGCCUUUAAGGAAAACUGCGAUCUCGAGCGGGCCUCGAGCGCAGAAGCCGUCCCCUACGACCCCGACUGGGACAACGACGGGCCCGGGUCGGCGGAGCCGGACAACAUUGGCUUCGCCGAGGGCCUCAGGAGGAUCCUCAGCGUCUACCCGUGCCGCGACGCGCAGUGGGUCGUGGCCGUGCUGUUCAUCGUCGGCAGCACAUCCUUCACGGCGAGCUCCUUCUUCGCCCUCAUGCCCCUCGUGUUUCCCGAGACGGCCUUCCCCGGCGAGAUGGAGGUUGCGUUUCCGACCACCAUCACCAUCGGCGCCGGCAUGUUCUUCCUCGGCGGCAACCUGGCGACGAUUGCCUCGUUCAACGUCAACCGGGGCCCCGUCUCCGACGACGACGCCCUGGACGGCGAAAAGGGCUACGCGCCGCCGCCGAGGUACAACCCAGCCCUGCUCGGGAGCAAGGAAUGGGUCUGGUUCCCGUCGGGCGCCGAGUUCCGCGCCGUCUUCCUGCCCAACCCGGCCUUCCGCGCCGGCCUCGUGUCCAUGUCGGGCGGCCUGAUCCUCACCACGGCGGCCGUCGGCGGGAACCCCGUGCUGCUGGGCUCGCCCGAGGACCCGGCCUUCCCCGACAGGCUGCGCAACUUUGUCCUCAUCCCGCUGACCGUCGGCGGCGCGCUGCUCGCCGCGGGCGGCUUGGCCCUGACCAUGCUGGCCCAGGAGCGCUGGUACAAGCCGGCCGUCAUGUCCGUCGCCUGGCACGCCUCCUUCUGGAACAUGCUCGGCGCCCUGUCGCUGUCCCUGGCGAGCCUGUACAACAUCGUGGUCCCCGAGGACAUGCUGUCGCCGGCCGUCGUCAACUUUGUCGGCACCUGGCUGUUCUUUCUCGCGGCGUAUCUUCAGUGGCACAUGGUCAUGGUGUUUUAUCCUAGACGGGUUAAGUGA
This is a messenger RNA of Hirsutella rhossiliensis, 1050 nucleotides long. RefSeq lists its product as uncharacterized. The coding region runs from base 1 to 1050 and encodes 349 amino acids. Lineage: Eukaryota; Fungi; Ascomycota; Sordariomycetes; Hypocreales; Ophiocordycipitaceae. The transcript has a single exon. The record is from RefSeq and is a predicted model, not a curated record.